Panthera uncia (snow leopard) is the source of this 3931-nucleotide messenger RNA. It is a transcript of the gene SLC35D4, whose product is annotated as transmembrane protein 241. The transcript is spliced from 15 exons. The record is from RefSeq and is a predicted model, not a curated record. Gene Ontology annotation, molecular function: antiporter activity. NCBI's taxonomy places the organism in Eukaryota, Metazoa, Chordata, Mammalia, Carnivora, Felidae. Gene Ontology annotation, cellular component: Golgi apparatus. Bases 71 to 961 code for a protein of 296 amino acids.
GCUGUGGCCUUGCUCCGGAGGCUGCCGCGGAGCUCCCGCGGGGUUCCCGGAUAGGGGCGCGGGUUGCCCGAUGUGCGUGAGGAGGUGCCUGGUGGGCCUUACCUUUUGUACCUGCUACCUGGCGUCUUACCUCACGAACAAGUAUGUCCUAUCUGUCUUGAAAUUUACCUACCCUACAUUAUUCCAAGGGUGGCAGACGUUAAUUGGUGGACUUUUGCUUCAUGUGUCAUGGAAAUUGGGCUGGGCUGAGAUCAACAGCAGUUCAAGAUCUGAUGUUUCGACGUGGCUUCCUGCUUCGGUGCUGUAUGUGGGCAUAAUCUAUGCCGGUUCCAGAGCAUUAUCCAAACUGGCCAUUCCUGUGUUUCUUACUUUGCAUAAUGUAGCUGAAGUUAUCAUCUGUGGGCACCAGAAGUGUUUUCGGAAAGAGAAAACUUCUCCUGCAAAGAUCUGUAGUGCCCUCUUCCUCCUGGCUGCUGCAGGAUGCCUCCCCUUCAACGACUCCCAGUUUGAUCCAGAUGGAUAUUUCUGGGCUGUAAUUCACUUAUUCUGUGUAGGGGCUUAUAAGAUAUUGCAGAAGUCCUGGAAACCCAAUGCGUUAAGUGACAUUGACCAGCAGUACUUAAACUACAUGUUCAGUGUGGUGCUCCUGGCAGUUGCAUCUUAUCCGACAGGUGAUCUCUUCAGUGUCCCGGACUUUCCGUUCCUGUAUUUCUACAGGUUCCAUGGAAGCUGCUGUGCCAGUGGAAUUUUAGGAUUCUUUCUCAUGCUCAGCACAGUGAAGCUAAAAAGCCUUAUGGCCCCAGGGCAGUGUGCAGCCUGGAUUUUCUUUGCUAAGGUUCUCACAGCUGGCUUGUCCAUAUUGCUGUUUGAUAUGAUCCUGACGAGUGCAACAGUGGGAUGCCUCCUGCUUGGCGGACUCGGAGAGGCCUUGCUGGUUUUCUCAGAGCAGAAGGGCUCGUAAGGACAGGAAAAAUAGACUCACAGGCUGCUGGCUGGAAUGCACGGCCCCUGGGCCUCAGAGGUCCCGCUCAAAUGUGUUAGAAGGAAGAAAACAGGAACAACAAGGCCACCACUUCUCACUGCAUCAAGAAGUCUCUGGGCUGUUGGAGAGAAUUGACUAUGUUGUGUCUUCCUGCUCCGAGAGGCUCACUCAAGCCUUGCUGACCAUGCUGGGCCCAGUGGGGCAGACCCAGACCCGGAACCCCCCAUGUGGGGAUGGGUCUGCUCAUGUUGACUGAUGUGUAAGCCUCCUUAUUAAACACCCUUCACCAAACAUGACUAUACGGAGGCGGGCUCAAGGAAUUUCGUUGCACUUUGUUUUAUGUGUUUACAUCUUUGGAGACUUUUCUGGGGACACCUUUCCCUUGCUGUCACGGGCUUGCCUGGAGCCCCCACUCACCCACUUAGGAGCACAGACAGAAUUCCUCAUGGAGGGCUUUCACGGGGGGCAGGGGCAGAGAUGAGGGUCAAAUGGGAGUUCUGAGUCAAGUAAGACAUCAGCAAGGAUGCUGUUACUCCAGAGAGAGUGCUAAAGCCUUUUUGGGGUUGUGUGUUGUGUUGCAUUCUAUACACUCUUGUUGUCCACUGUGAGGCUAACUUGCUCCUAAAUGAUCACCAGAGGGAAUAGGGUUUAUAACUGUUGAUGCAUGUGCUCCCUGGCCAGUGACACAAACAUAGAACAUACGUAUACACAAAAGCACACGCAUUUAUAUUCACAUCCCUUAAAGCUUUUAAUCCAUUGAAUUCCCUGGUGGCUCAGAGGAGAUUUCAUUCAUAUCGUUGAACACUGAAGUAUAUUUUUCAGGCCAGAUUAAAAAUUUGAUUAAGACUCUAAAUCUUCCUCUGUGGGAGUCCAAAGAAAUGAACAUGCAUGAAAUGGUAACUUGCUUCUGAACUCACAGUGAAGGUUUAAGAAAAUAAUGUCUGACUUCAAAUAUUUCUGCUCAUGACAGGUUUUGAAUGCCUGACUGCUCUGCCAGGUGUCGGGUCUGGUCAUGUUGAGAUGUAGAAGGUAGUGAAGUCCCAGUGAGCCCUCCCCAGGCAGGAAGCCAGGCUGGCACUGGUGGCCAUGCACGCCAUUCAUGGAGAACCAUCUUCGGCGUCUGGGAAAUAAGCCUGUCCAUGGAGAAUAAGGUCAGCUUAGUCAGGGGCCAUUCUUCCAACUUGUUGAAAAAAUACACAGAAGAUGAAACAAAUAGGAAUAGAUUCGUAUAUUUGGAACUUGAGUACCUUAAAUUCAUUCCCUUGUCUUUUCCUGGUCUCUGUGUGUCAUUUAAGGUAAAGAUGUUCAGAGUGAUGUUUACACAGAUACAGUUUUGUUUUUUUUUAAUGUUUAUUUAUUUUGAGAGUGAGAGAGAGCGUGCACAGCUGGGGACGGACGGAGAGAGAGCGAGACAGAGAAUCCCAAGCAGGCUCUGCACUGCCAGCCAAAGCCUGACUCGGGGCUCAGUCCCACAACCAUGAGAUCAUCAUAUGAGCGGAAAUCAAAGAGUUGGAAGCUUAACCAACUGGGCCACCCAGGUUCCCCUACACACAUAUAGUUUCAGUUUGCUGUAUGUCCUUCAUCUAUAUAAAUUUUACAGAGGCUGAAGAUCAAAUAGAAAACCGGGUUUAGAAUUGCCCUUGUUCUUUUGCUCCCACAAAACUCUUUCUGUACAACUGAGAGAGUUCUCCUUUUGUGGAAAGUGGCAUCUGUCCAAAUGUCAUCUGAAGCCUGUCUUUCCAAGUGCCAUUCAAGCAAAUUGAGGUUCCUAAGUCAGGAAAGAACCAUGCACAGGUAAUGGGCCCAUCUCCUGUUUCUAGGAGACCUGUUCUUAAAAGAAUCUCUACUAAGGACUUUUUUAUUUUUGUUUGUUUGAAUUUUUUUGAUGGCAUUCCAGAGUCCCAUUGUUUUUAUUUUUUAAUUUCUUAAUCUGAGUAGAGUUGAUACACAUGUUAAUUAGUUUUAGGUGUACGACUUAGUGAUUUGACAAGUUUACACAUUAUACUAUGCUCACCACGAGUGUACCAUCUGUCCUAUUACAUCGCUAUUAGGAUAUUAUUGACUAUGUUCCUUAUACUGUGCUUUUUAUUCCCAGGCCUUACUCAUUCCAUAAUCCAAAGCCUGUACCUCCCUCUCCCCUUCAACUGUUAUGCUCCCCCUGACCCCCCAAUCCCUUUGGCAACUCAUCUGUUCCUUCUCUGUUUUUAUAGUUCCGAUUCUCCUUUUUGUUUUUUUAUUCAUUUUUUAAAAUUCUAAGUGAAGUCAUAUGGUAUUUGUCUUUCUCAGUCUGAUUUGUGCCACUUAGCCCAAUACCUUCUAGGUCCAUCCACGUUGUUUCAUGUGGCUUGAUCUCGUCCUUUUUUAUGGCCGUGUAAUACUCCACUGUGUAUAUAUACCACAUAAUAUGCCACAUAAGUCUAUCAGUGGACAUUUAGGUUGCUUCCAUAUCUUGGCUAUUGUAAAUAAUGCUGCAAUAAACAUAGGGUACAUAGAUCUUUUCAAGUUAGUGUUUUCAUUUUCCCUGGGUAAAUACCCGAUAGUGAAAUUACUGGAUCAUAUGGUAUUUCUGUCUUUAAUUUUUUGAGGCACCUCCAUACCGUUUUCCACAGAGGCUGCACCAGUUUGCUUCUACCAACAGUGCACAAGGGUUCCUUUUUCUCCACGUCUUCACCCACACUUGUUGUUUCUUCUUGAUUUUAGCCAUUCUGACAGGUGUGAGGUGGUAUCUCAUUGUGGUUUUGAUUUGCAUUUCCCUGAUGACGAGUGAUGUUGAGCAUCUUUUCAUGUGUCUGUUGGCCACCUUUAGAUCUUCUUUGGAGAAAUGUCUGUUCAGGUCCCCUGCCCAUUUUUAAAAUUUUUUUUUUCAACGUUUUUUAUUUAUUUUUGGGACAGAGAGAGACAUAGCAUGAACGGGGGAGGGUCAGAGAGAGAGGGAGACACAGAAUCGGA